Molecule: messenger RNA, 1455 nt
Organism: Zychaea mexicana
Lineage: Eukaryota; Fungi; Mucoromycota; Mucoromycetes; Mucorales; Lichtheimiaceae
Product: triose-phosphate transporter family-domain-containing protein
Exons: 5
Coding region: 181-1200 (339 amino acids)
Cellular component (GO): Golgi apparatus
Molecular function (GO): antiporter activity
Source: RefSeq, a predicted model, not a curated record
CUCUCUUUCUUUUUUUUUUCUGUUGCUUGGCUCUCUCUACUACUACUCUCUCUCUCUCUCUCCCUUCUUUGUUCUCGCUCUUUCCUCUCCUCUCCUCUCCAACUCUUUGUUUUCCGCAUAUAUUCUACAUUCCUUGCAUCUUUUUUUUUUUUCUUAUCCUAAACAGCGAGAGCAAUAGCAAUGUCGGCAGCAAAUACUUCCAUCGAUAGCCGAUAUCUCUGGCUCGGCCUCUACUUUCUAUUAAACCUGGGCCUGACGCUUUACAACAAGGCAAUAUUACUCGACUUCCGCUACCCUUGGAGUCUGACAGCAAUUCAUACCCUAUGCGGCUCCAUCGGCUGCUACAUCUUGUACUUUUUCGGCUACUUUACUCCAGUUAAACUCGGGGAACAUGAGAACAUGGUGAUGCUCAUGUUUUCGGUCCUUUAUACCAUCAACAUUGCCAUUAGUAACGUCUCUCUAAACCUGGUGUCUGUUGCUUUUCACCAAGUUGUUCGCGCCAUGACCCCUGUGUUUACCGUCAUGAUUUCCAUCGUGUUCUUGCAAAAGUCGUUCUCGCGCAUGACAUACUGGUCGCUACUUCCCGUCGUCGUGGGUGUUGGCUUUGCGACAUUUGGCGAAUACGGCUAUACUGCAGUUGGAUUCCUCCUCACCGUCCUUGGCACCAUGCUUGCAGCUGUAAAGACGGUCGUGACAAACCGCAUUCUUGUAGGCCGUCUCAAGCUCGAUCCAUUGGAUCUGUUGCUGAGAAUGUCGCCUCUCGCCUUUGUCCAAUGCGUAUUCUAUGCUUACAUCACCGGCGAGCUCGGUCGCGUCCAAGAGUUUUCUGCUUCGAACAUGACAGUCGGACUUGCCACUGGUCUCAUCUUUAACGGUAUCAUGGCAUUUGGAUUGAACAUUGUCAGCUUUACUGCCAACAAAAAGACGGGUGCCCUUACAAUGACGGUUGCAGGCAAUGUCAAACAGGUCCUUUCGAUUAUUCUGGCAGUCAUCAUCUUUAAGCUAAACAUCAACGCGACUAACGCCUUUGGUAUCAUCCUGACGCUGCUCGGCGGCGCGUGGUAUGGAAGAGUAGAGUUCUCUGAGCGAGCGAAUCGUUCAGUACUUCCAACCGUAUCAUCGCCCCCAUCAUCUGAUCAGCAUACACUGUUACAAGACGUAUCAGUUCAUGAGAAGAAAAACGACGAGAACAGCCAUUAGGUCGUUGAUGUUGUUGUUGAUGUGAAAACUCAAAUCCUCCUUUCCCCAUGUUAGCUCGACGAUAGAACAACCUCUUACCCCUUCCUCUUUUUUUUCUUCUUUCCAUCAUUGACAAGCUCACAAUCCCGCAAAUAUACACACUUACACACGCACACAUCUCCGUCAUUGUUAUUAUUAUCUUGUUGUACUUUUUCUGUAUAGCCCUAUUUUGUUUUUUUCCGUCUCCAAAAUAAAAAGAAACAUUUUCAACCAAAA